Messenger RNA from Penicillium robsamsonii, 2553 nucleotides. Its product is annotated as threonine/serine exporter family protein. Lineage: Eukaryota; Fungi; Ascomycota; Eurotiomycetes; Eurotiales; Aspergillaceae. Gene Ontology annotation, biological process: transmembrane transport. The record is from RefSeq and is a predicted model, not a curated record. Gene Ontology annotation, molecular function: transmembrane transporter activity. The coding region runs from base 1 to 2553 and encodes 850 amino acids. The transcript has a single exon.
AUGUCGGGCAUCUCCAACCCACAUCCCAGCCCAAAUGAAGAAUACGCGGAAUACACAGAAUACCCUCUUCCAACCACUCCUAAUCCCAGUGAUCGCCAAAGUCUCGAGCGCGAGGCUACUGCCGAUGCCAACCAAUAUGAUCACCAUUAUGAAGCCCGGCCCGAGCCAUCGGCAAGCCGUCGCGACCGAUCUCAUCGGGUUCGCUUUCGUUCGAUGAGUGUGCGCCGAAAUGAAUCUGCCGCACAUCCCUCGUCGCGCCCGUUAUUACCGCCGGGCCUCAGCGAAGUCCCGCUAUCUGGAACCAUCACCCCGCCAGCCCCCACACAUUCCCGCCGCGGCUCUGGCCUCGCCAACGCACACACCCCCGACGAAGUUAGCGAAUCGGAGAAACAUGAUGUCUUGGGUCAUAUGAAUGGUCAUAUGGACCGCACCACCUCGGCGCGCGACCGAUUCAGAGCUACCGGUCACCUUUUGCGACAGAAAACUAGUCGCUUAACGGAACGGCUCGGUCGCCCCUCGGAUGAGGGUGAGCCGCUCAACGCCUCAUACAUUCCAGACGACCUUGACACCGCUAUCUCACCCGAGGAACUGCAGGCCCGCCGCGAUCAAUAUGAUGCCAACCGGGAGCAGGCAUUGGAGCGUGGCGAGAGUUUUCACGAGCCGCCCCCCAGCGCCGAGGCUCAUCGCUUGGUCCGUAGCAUGACCAUGGAGCUUCACAAGCGCAAACCACGGGGCGCAUAUCAGCGGUCGGGACAGACGACCCCCGAGAAUUUGAUCAGGGACUUUACUCAGCGCAGACGAUCCAGUGGACUCGGCGGCGGCAGCGGUAUUUUGUCGCAGCUGCUGAAGCUCCAAGCGUCCCAGAGCGGAACCUCUUCACGCCCGGAAAGUGUCAUCACCGAUGACUCUGACAGCGACACACAGGUCUCUUCCGGUGUCUCCACUCCCAAGAAGGGUUCUAUCACGCCCCCUUGCCCUGCGUCCCAGCCAGUCUCGGGUACUGCGACCCCGCGCAAGGAGAAGCUCAAAUGGUAUAAGAAAUCGUCUCAUCGGUCCACCGCCUCGCUGAUCAAUGCUUCCAUGAACCUGAGCACGGCCAGUCUGCCUGCUGGAGUGGAGGCCGCUCCGGGUGUAUACAAGAAGCACAAGAAGCACAAGAAGCACAAGACCCGUCUGGAAGAUGAGAUCCGUGUCACCGUCCACAUCGCAGAAAUUAUCGCACGUCAGCGGUAUAUCAUGCAGCUGUGUCGUGCACUUAUGCGUUACGGUGCGCCGACCCAUCGUCUAGAGGAGUACAUGCAAAUGACCGCCCGGGUGUUGGAAGUGUCGGGCCAAUUCUUAUAUCUGCCCGGUUGUAUGAUCAUGUCUUUUGAUGACCCUACGACACGCACGGCCGAAGUCAAGCUCGUGCGAAUGGCUCAGGGAGUCGACCUGGGUCGUCUUGCUGAUACCCACAACGUUUAUAAGAAUGUCGUCCACGAUCUUAUCGGCGUCGAAGAGGCGACUCAAGAACUAGACGAGAUCAUGCAGCGCAAGCCUCGAGUCAACAAAUGGGUCUUGGUCCUGGUGUACGGUCUUGCUAGUGCGACUGUUGGCCCGUUCGCUUUCAUGGCGCGACCAAUCGAUAUGCCCAUCAUCUUCUGUCUCGGCUGCAUUGUCGGACUGAUGCAGCAUGUUCUUGCGCCACGGUCUACCCUCUACUCCAAUGUCUUUGAGGUUACUGCUGCUAUCGUGACUUCCUUCCUCGCCCGCGCAUUCGGUAGUAUCAUGGUUCACCGUAACGGUAAAUCGGAACCACUUUUCUGCUUCUCCGCUAUGGCGCAAUCAUCCAUCGCUCUGAUUCUCCCUGGAUUCAUGGUUCUUUGUAGCAGUCUGGAACUGCAAUCUCAUCAGAUCAUCGCUGGUUCGAUCCGCAUGGUGUAUGCCAUUAUCUAUUCCCUCUUUUUGGGCUACGGUAUCACGGUGGGGACUACGAUCUAUGGGCUAAUGGAUGGCAAUGCGACAUCUGCAUCCACGUGUUCAGGCAUGGAUGUCUACGGCUCGAUAUACGUGCGCACAUUCCCCUUCGUGGCCAUCUACGCUAUUUUCCUAGCCAUUGUGAACCACGGAAAAUGGAAGCAGAUGCCCGUCAUGGUGUUUAUCGCUUUGUCCGGGUACGUUGCCAACUAUUUCAGCAGCACCAAGCUCGGCAGCAAUUCAGAAGUCGCCAAUACUGUCGGCGCAUUCACGAUCGGUGUCUUGGGCAAUCUGUACAGUCGUCUCUGGCAUGGUCAUGCUGCCACUGCCAUUCUUCCUGGUAUAUUUGUGCUGGUCCCUUCUGGUCUUGCUUCUAGUGGAUCUUUGAUCGCUGGCAUCAGAUAUGCCGACGAGGUCCGUCAGAACCUCAAUAAAAAUGGGACCAGUUCAAAUUCCGGUUCUUAUUCCGACACUUCAGUUGCCAGUCUUGGUUUCGGCAUGAUCCAAGUCGCGAUCGGUAUCACAGUCGGACUGUUCAUCGCGGCUUUGGUUAUCUAUCCUUACGGCAAGAAGCGAACUGGUCUGUUCAGCUUCUAG